AGUGAUGCGCUUUGGGACCACAAAAGCUUGUGUAGUCUAUAGUCCAACAGAGGGAACUGGUUUGAGCUUUGAGAUAUGGCAAAAGUGGCAGCCACAGCAAGUCAUCUUCUUCCCAAACUCUGCUUUUCGUCACCCCAUUACCUGCAACUAAAUCCAAGGAUAAAAUUCCCAACGACGUCGUUUAGAGGAUCUUCCCGUGUCCAAGCUUCCAACCCCGAACGAGAAGAACAAGAUUCCAGCAUGAACAACAAUAUCUCACCAUCGUUCAUCUCAGAGGAGGAUUUGAAGUAUUUGGUGAAAUUAGGAGGUGGGUCUGUUGUGGGUGCAGCUGUGAUAAAGUACGGAAGCAUAAUCUUGCCGGAGAUAACAAGACCCAACAUCAUACAGGCUCUGAUUAUGGUGUCGGCUCCGGUUGUUGUGGCUGUUUGGCUUUUGCUGAAGCAAAGUCGACAAGACUGAGGUAGGAAUGUGUCUAGUGUAUGGUAUUCAAUUGCAAAUCCCACUGUGAAGAGGAAAGUAAUGUGAUCCUUCCUGCUCAAUUGGGUUGUUCAAAAUGAAUAUUCAUGCAGCCAAUCGUCUGCAAAGAGUUGAAUUGAGCCUCCAUUGAAAACUUAAUGUAAAUUUUCUUUCUCACAAAUGAUGAAAUAGUGCUUUUAUGGCCUCUUCGAUUA
Molecule: messenger RNA, 671 nt
Organism: Vitis vinifera (wine grape)
Lineage: Eukaryota; Viridiplantae; Streptophyta; Magnoliopsida; Vitales; Vitaceae
Exons: 2
Coding region: 76-459 (127 amino acids)
Cellular component (GO): chloroplast
Source: RefSeq, a predicted model, not a curated record